AUGACUACUACUACUUCUCUUCAAUAUGAAGAAAGAGUAAAGAAUGUAUUACAUUAUAAUAUAUAUUUACGUAAAUUGGUCUAUUCAUUUGUAAUCAAAUUAAAUGAUGUAGAUUAUAACAGACAAACAGGGUUACCUCUCAAAAGAGGUACAAUCAACUCGAUCAUUGCAUGUCCUAUCAAUAUAUGUCGAAUGUUUGAUGAUUUUUUGGGUGAUCGUGAAACAACACUACUAUGUUAUCUAUUGGCCAAGACAUCUUUCAGGUUUGGCACUGACGAUCUCGUGUGGUACUAUGUCGUUCGAAUGGUGACGGCUUCAAACAAGUCUGAUACCAUGGCUCCUAGAAUACUAGAAUCACUUUAUAAACAAAACUAUCGAUCAUUGGACAAUAUAGGUUAUUCAUGUCGAAAACGUCUGUUUGACUUGCACGCCAACUCCAAUCCUCUUGAACAUGUCAUUGCAAUGUCUACAAAUCAAUUGGCCUUGACCUCGGAUCUAAAAGGCAAACAUUGGGUAGACAUGGAAUCAUUUAUAACAUAUGCCAAUCAUUUUAGAUUAGAUGUAUUACAAUACUUUAAUGAAAGAGUCACUGAUUACUCUGACAUUACAACAACGGAUUUGGACAAGCAGAUUAAUGUGGCAAUUAUCAAAUGUGGACGUUGGGAUAUUAUAGAACAACUGAUCAUUGCAAGAAUGAUACCAAAUCAAUUGUUUUUAGAAUUAUGUCUUUGUAAAAGAAUGAAAGAGAUUGAAAGGAUACUAUUAAAUCAUCCACAUUUGGAAUACUUGGAUUCAUUCAUGUCAAAUGAAUAUACCAUUCGCAGUAUAUGCCAACUACAAGAUACACAAUUGAUAGAUAUUCUAUCAAAUCAUUUGACAAUGUUUGACAAGUUCAUCAACACCACUCCUAUCACUCAAUCAUUCCUCAUGAAUAGAGUAGAUGCCUAUUUAGUUGACUAUCAUAAACAUGAUCGUACCUAUAAUCAAAACCCCAAUGCAACAUCUACCUUUAAUUCAUUCAACCAUCAACAAGAUCUACUACAACAUCAUACCAAACUAACCAAUGACCAAUCCAAACUAAUGUUUGAUGAUGAAUCAAUUGGCAAUAAUAAUAAAUUUACUUUUUUUUGA
Messenger RNA from Cavenderia fasciculata, 1131 nucleotides. RefSeq lists its product as uncharacterized. The transcript has a single exon. The record is from RefSeq and is a predicted model, not a curated record. The coding region runs from base 1 to 1131 and encodes 376 amino acids. Lineage: Eukaryota; Evosea; Eumycetozoa; Acytosteliales; Cavenderiaceae.